Molecule: messenger RNA, 1551 nt
Organism: Pieris macdunnoughi
Lineage: Eukaryota; Metazoa; Arthropoda; Insecta; Lepidoptera; Pieridae
Source: the annotation of a GenBank genome assembly
AUGGAUCUAUUUAUUCUGGACUUUCAACCAUUCCGCAUUGUAGAAGACAGGGGUUUUAGAAAACUGAUUCAGUCUGCAUUUCCAUUUUAUAUAAUUCCCACACGCAAGUACUUUGCAAACAACUUACUACCGAGCCGUUAUGAAAGUUUGCGGGAAAUAAAAAUGGUCGAACUUCGAAAUGUUGAGUCAAUAUGCAUCACAGCUGAUAUUUGGACUUCAAGUACCAAUGAUUCAUUUUUAGGUGUUACUGGCCAUUAUAUUGACAAAGAUGAGUAUGUGCUUAAGUCCAUAUUACUUGAAUGCGUGCUUCUGGAUGGUUCCCACACAAGUAUUAAUUUAGCAACGGAGCUGUUGCGAGUAGCAGAGGAGUGGCAAGUGGCGAACAAAAUUCUGCUGGCAGUUUCGGAUAAUGGAUCCAAUAUUAAAAAAGCCAUAGAAAAGGAUUUAGGCUGGAAGCAUUUUGGCUGUUACGCCCAUUCUCUCAAUCUGGCCGUACAAGAAGCGAUGUCGAAGUCAGAGGAAGUGACUGCAUUGGAGGGCAAAAUAAAAACGAUUGUCAGUUAUUUCAAAAGAUCCGCCAAAGCGUGGGAAAAAUUGAAGAAGUAUCAGGAGCAGGCCGGAAAGACUGUUAAAAGACCACUGCAGAGUGUGAGUACAAGGUGGAACUCCAUCUUUUACAUGAUGCAAAGGAUUCUCGAAAUCAAAGAAGAGAUUAAUAGUUCUUUAUGUAAUUUAAAUGCCAGUGCUAUGUCACUAUCCCAAUUUGAUUGGGAGCUUUGUGAAAAUGUGACCAAAAUUUUAAAACCUUUUGAAGAAGUGACCAAAGAAGUGAGCGCCCAAAAAUAUGUUUCGGGAAGUAUUGUUAUACCUAUCACAACGGGACUUAUAGCCUCUUUGGAAAAUAUGGAUACAAGUUCCUAUCUUGAAACUGCCCAAAUGUUUAAACAAGACUUAUUAGGCGCUAUAAAAACUAGGUUUGCUAACUUGGACAGAAGCCGCACUUUCACAGUUUGCAUGUUCCUGGAUCCUAGAUUCAAGUUGUACUUCGAUGAUCCAAGUGUAGCGGAAAAUACGAAACAAAAUGUUAUACAGCUCGUGACUGCUCAAAUUCACAAAGAAGACCGCGUUUCACAGUCAUCCCAAAACGAAAAUGGUUUAAUGGAGCUUCAGGAGUCCACUUCAACACAACCAAGUACCUCUACUUCAGGGGAGGUGCAGAUCUCUUCAGUAUGGCAACAUUACACACAGAGAAUGAAAAAUAUCCAACCGAAAGGAACUGCGUCAUCGAGGGCAAUCAUAGAGGUGCAAAGAUAUUUAGAAGACAAAGUUGUGUUGCCUACUGAAAAAAUCUCACCAUUACAGUGGUGGAAACAAAGGAAAGAUGUGUAUCCGCAUUUACACGCUCUGGCUAUUACAAAACUAAAUGCAAUGGCUACGAGUGUUCCAUGCGAAAGAUUAUUUUCAGCUUGCGGCCUGCUCCUAAAUGACAGACGAACUAGACUAGGCACUCGAAAAGUGCAACAGCUGAUGUUUCUUCAUCAAAAUACAUAG